Molecule: messenger RNA, 1998 nt
Organism: Elephantulus edwardii (Cape elephant shrew)
Lineage: Eukaryota; Metazoa; Chordata; Mammalia; Macroscelidea; Macroscelididae
Gene: FYB2
Product: chromosome unknown open reading frame, human C1orf168
Exons: 16
Coding region: 1-1998 (665 amino acids)
Biological process (GO): integrin-mediated signaling pathway; T cell receptor signaling pathway; protein localization to plasma membrane
Cellular component (GO): plasma membrane
Molecular function (GO): protein binding
Source: RefSeq, a predicted model, not a curated record
AUGAUUUUUUGUGUUGGUGCAAAAGUCCUGUUGGGAUUUUGGGAUAAAACUUCUAACAGCUGUGCUAUUGGCUAUAACUGGGUGAAAGUGCUCUGUGAAAAGCAGCUUUCCGCAGAUGCAGAUAAGAAAGAAGGAAUUAAAAACUUCAAGGAACUUCGAGCCAAAUUUCAAAACACAAUAGAUACUCCACUUCUUUCCGGGCCUAAUAAAUGCCCAGCAAGUGUCUCACAAAAGAGUUACAUCACAAGUGUACAGCCAAGACAGGUUUUGACCAAUGGAAAACCCUUCUCAUCCAAACCAAAUCAGCCCUCGUCAUCUUGUCCCAGUGGUGAGUCUCGGCCUCUUACACUUCAGAAUGACAAACUGACCCAGAGCAACCAAAUUCAGAAAUGUUCUACUUCCCCAACAUCUCUAAAAGGGGCUUCUGGAUCAGCCAUAAAUUCACGGAAAGCCUCACUGCUAGCAGAAAUGAAUCAACCAGAUAAUAAAGUAACUACUAAAGAAAAAGUAAUGGUGGCCUCUAACUUCAGAGACAAGCUUCGCAACUGGGAGAAGUUUUCAGCUCAGCACAGUGAGAAGCCAUCAGCCAACCUCCUUGCUAAUUAUGGACGUAGGGAUUUCCAUCUGAAAGAGCCAAAAAGCCUGGGAUGUUCUCCAGAGAAGUUAAUGAAAAGACUGGGAACAAAUGACUCUCAGAUUCUUCCUUCCCAAAGACACUUGAACGUUGAACCAAAACCACUUGCCUGCAAUGAGGAUUCCUCUACUCUACUUUCACAACAUGAUGGGAAGAGUCUAGAAAGCCACAGUCCUGGGAGGAAAUCCACAGGGAGCUCCUCCCCACUCAUCUCUGAGUGUGAGCCUGCCAGCCAAGUAACAGAGGAGCAAGAGAGCAUAAGGAACUAUCAGCUUCCUAAAACAAAGCCAUUACCUUCAGUGGAGUCUCUGGGUCCUCCGCCCCCAAAACCUCCAAAGCCCCCGGUGGUGAACCUCCAGGCCUUUAAGAAGCAGGCAGCUGCUCUUUCCAAGACCCAAAGGGAAGCUGCUGUGGAAGACAACCUGCCUCCAGAGAGUACUGAAUUUGAAGAACCACAUAAUUAUGAAGCAACAAUUUCAUAUCCGAGACACUCUGGCAACUCCAUUAACCUGUGCACCGCAGAAGAAAUUGCUGAUUCAACUUAUGAUGUUAGAAUUGAAGAACUCCAAAAGCUGGACGAGAGUUUUCUCCAUCAAGAAGGCAGUCCUAAGCAUGAAGUUGAAGAUCAGGAUAUGAAGAAAAAGGACUCAUGCAAAUUGGAAUCUCGGAAAACAGAAAAGGACCUCGUUGUAAGCAAUCGUCCCAAGGUAUCUGUGUUAGUGAAUUCCUUGUCUAACAAAGAAGACAAUCAAGAACUAUAUGAAGAUGUCUAUAGAAUGAAAAGCAACUACUCAAAGUUAGAUUUAGAUGGUAAUGAAACCCUUAGAAGGCUACGACACUUCUUCAGGAAAGAAAAGGAAAGAUUUAAAAUGAAGAGAGACAAGUCUAAAGAAAAUGUAAGUGAAUUUUCCAUCUCAAUGCCUGAUUUAGAAUUUAGGUCUCCAGAAACUGUAAUCUAUGAUGAUGUGGACUGUCCUGGAAGAAAGUCAAAAGAAGAAAGUAAACUAAAAGCUUGGAAGCCUAAGUUUUUGCUGUCAAAAGAAAACAAAGGGAAAAAAUCUCCAGAUGAACCAAAAAGAUUACCUCCUAUUAAUUUCUUCAGAACCAGAAACCAAAACUUGGAAAAGAAAAUGGACAAAGAAGAAAAACUUUUUAGAAAAAGAUUUGAGUAUGACAAAGAGAUUAUUGUCAUCAACACAGCAGUGGCACGUUCCUGUAAUUCAAGAAAGGGAAUAUUUGAUUUACCAAUAACCCCUGGAGAAGAACUGGAAGUCAUUGAUAUUGCUGAGCAGAAUUUAGUCAUAUGUCGCAAUUCGGAAGGCAAAUAUGGACAUGUGCUAAUUGAACAUCUAGAUUUCAAGUAA